Molecule: messenger RNA, 7281 nt
Organism: Sordaria macrospora k-hell
Lineage: Eukaryota; Fungi; Ascomycota; Sordariomycetes; Sordariales; Sordariaceae
Source: RefSeq, a predicted model, not a curated record
AUGUCGCUCUCCAAACCGUCAAAAGAGCCGACACCCCCGCCUACACCCCCCGGCGAGUUUGCAGCAACCGACAUCCCGCUUCCUAACUCGUCUUGGCUCAUUCCGCCUGCUAUCGACUCUCCACACUGGGCUAUUGCAGCUGAGGAUAUACCAACCGACAUCCCGCCUACCGACUCUCCACACUGGACUACUGUAGCUGAGGAGGAUCUUCGUAGUAAGCUUGUUAAGAUCGGCGACAACGCCAAGAUUCAGGAGAUAAUUAACGUCCUAGGCGGCGGCGUCCCCACCCCAUGCAGGUGGACGCAGGUAUAUUGGCCACCUUUGAGUGAAGAGCGCAGCACAACUCCCCUAGAGGCACCUUCAACCCGUGAGGACGAUCAACUUGUCGAGAUCGGCAACGACAGCGACGACGCCCACGACAUGGGCAAUCCCAAAACCAUAGGCGAUGGCAACAACUACAGCACCAACUUCACCAAGCGCGACUUCAUGUCCAUGUCCAACAGUGAAGAGCGCAACCUCACCCCUCCACCCGACCACGACCACAACCAAACCAUGUCCUCACAAAACCCCCCUUCACAUCCUUCACACCCCUCACACCCUUCUGAGCCCCAGCCCGAGCUCAACCCUCUCUCCUCCCUCGCUACAAUCCCCGACAUCCUCGCCAAAAUCAGCCAGAGAAUGACCGAUCUCCAAGCCGCCGAAAAUGCCGCCAACGAGGGCACUUCCUCCUCAACAGUCCCACAGAACCAGCAAAAAGUUGAUGACGUUAUUUCCUCUUUUUUUCUGGAUACGCUGGCUGUUGCUGCGAUUGUCAUGGCCGAGGAGAUAGAGGACACGCAGGCGAAAGUGGCGUUGGUUAAUGCUGCGCUUGUUCCGUUGCCGGCUUCUGAUGAUGAGGGUGAAGGGUCGCAAUUGGAGGAGGACGACGAAGAGGAGGAUGAGGAGUUGGAUGAACAGGAGUUGGAGGAUGAGGAAGAGGAGGAUGAAGAGGAGAAGCAGUCGAUGGUGGUUAUAGAGGAGAAGCACACCCUCAUCUCAAUGCUGCCGUCGUUUGCCCGUAGAGCUGCAGCCGACAUCCAAGUUGAGGCCAUCCAACAGGAGGACAACAGCAACAGCAACAACAACAUCGACCACAAUCCGAAAGCUGCGCACCAGUAUACCUUCCUGGUUGGUCCGACUCUAUCCGAACUUCCUUUCCCGCCCUCGCUAACCGUCUCCGAGUACUCUGCCGAUCUCUCUUCUUCAGAACAAGACACCCACACCCCCACAUGCAGCAGCCUCGUUCACAAGUUCAUCGCAGAGAACCUCAAGGCCCAAGGCAAGCUGUCGUCACAAGACCACCUCCCUGACGUAGUCGUCACUGCUUUCGACGAGAUCGACUGGAGUGACCUGCUCCCUUCUCCCGCCCCUAUUCCCGACAAGAGUUCGCUGGCCAAGCUAACGCCAACUUUGAGCUCAUUGUCCAAAGCUUCGCUCAAUGUGCAAAUCGACCCGGCUGAUGUCCCGCUGCCUGAGGACGAUCCGUUUGAGGUUCCUCUGGGAGUCGACGUUGACGAUGGCCAGGGACUUCCUGAUUAUGAGGAGGAUCUUGAGGGCGUGGGAGCCCAAUAUGACGAGGGUGAAGAUUGCCAAGUUGGAGAGGUCGAGUUUGAGGUUGAAGAUGACGAAAGUGACGGCUCGCAGUUAUUCGUCGAUGACCACGGUACCAAUGACCGGAGGCCGACCAGGGAGGAAAAGGGCAAGGGAAAGGCCGUCCCUGAGCCUGAAGAACCGGACAACGACAACCACGUCAAUCGUUCUAUGAGGUACCUGUCGCGACAAGUUGUCGAUACCUCUACCGAUGAUGAGGUUCAACAGCAGCUUCAGGAGCAGUCGGAGCAGGACCAUAUGCAGUCCCCGCGGUCGCCAGUUUCGCCGUAUACCCCUGCGGCAGCAGCUCGUGUUGUUACUCUGGGAAUGCCUAUCGCAGAAUAUGCGGACAUGGGAACUUUCACGGCUAAUGAGCAAAUGAUACAGCCAUCCACCCCUCCGCCUCAUUCUUCCCGGGUCUACGUCCACAAGCCCAGACCGCUAUCACCCGAAGAAGACUCUCCCCCCGCUUACUGCCCUCUACGCGGUCCUUCUUCUCCUACCCUCCAUGUCUCCCGACGCUCAUCCCCUCCAUACGCAGCACAAAAAUCUUCGCUGCCGGGCCCGCGUGAGUCACUGCUGCAUGGCUCGACCCCAUAUACCGCGGCGUCAUACACCCCAGCGGUAGUUCCCUGGAAGUUAGAGCAGGAUAAGGAUCUCCAUGGUUUUCCUGACUUGCCCGUGCCGGAGCGCAUGCCGACGUAUACUCGGAUUUCGACAACGACGGAUACUUCGCCGGUUAUGCCGCUGUGGUUUGAUGGGUUUGAUGGUGUUGAAUGGUCCCUCAUCGAGCCCAACGCCAACAUCUACUACCGCCGCAUCCGUCACUACUGGCACGAAUCCCUCCCGCAAUGGCCCCCCUACAUCUUUGGGCCCACACCUUUGAUCCUGGAACUCGCUCAGGUCGGCAAAGACGGCCUCGCCGGCGAAUUCGACGCCCUUCUUAACUGUGAGCGGUUCGCGCCUCCAGGCUUCAACAAGCCUUGUAAACAACUCAAAGCCUUCACCAACUUCAUCCGCGAGUGCUUAGCCCUGCAAGGUAUCCACGGCAUCAAGGUUCCCGACUUCAAGACUGUGCGGGAGUGCAAGACCUGGCUGGAGAAGGUGACCAAGAACGGCAGGAUGUUAUCAUUCAUGGCGAUCCACUGCCACGUCGAGCGGCUGCGAGGUGGUAUCACUCCCAAUGAGCACGGGUUCUUGGAUGCGAUCCGGGACAUGGGAUGUCAACUGGGCUGGAACGAAAACGUAUAUUUCACCAAGCCUGAGCCCCUGCGGUCGUUUAAACACGCGCCGAGGUACGAUUCGUCUUCGACGCAGUUCACUGGUCGGAGAGGGAACCGACCACAACUGAAUGUCAACCCAGGCAAACACUUCGGCUAUGGCCAAGGCAAGAGCACGGAUUACUGCAUUGCGGUCAGGGCCAAUCACCCUUUACUCAAUGUCAGGGUGACGCUGGCGGCGCUGAAUACGCUCAACUUCGAGUGGAUGAAGUGGAUAGGCUGUCCGGAGUACUGGGCCAAAGACUGGGAUCAAUGUGAGGAGGUGGUAUUGCCACUAAGAAACAGACGUCUCUCCGAGAUAAAGCUCAGGAGAGAGGAUUUGUGGGAAGAGGUCACAGCCUUGAGCGGACGGGUGGAGGGCUGGUUCGAGGAUCAUCCGGAACCGCCCAGAACCGCGGAUGUUGUGGAUGGCAUCGCGCCGCACGUUUGUCCUAGUUGUCAAGGGUUGGGUGAUGCCCAUAAUGAGAGCUUUUGUACCUAUGACGAUGCGACGCCCAGUUCAUCGGGUAACUCUUCUCCAAGGAGGACGCAUGGGCUGCAUCCGUUCCCUAGACCGAGACCAUUGCCGGAGCCGCCUAGGCCCGGGUUCAGUAGCCUGGCAAAGGAUGGCCAGAGUCUCUUGACAGAAGGCAAAUUGGCAAGUCUCCGUCGGUCUGAGAAUGUGUUGGACAAGGUGGACAGGAACUUCGAGAAGGAUCUUUCGCGGUUGAACCCUAAGAAACGGCAAAAGACUGAGGCAACAAAUGUCGAGGGGGAGAAGGCCGCGAAGCCUGACACAAGGACCGAGGCUCAGAAAGAGAGGCAGCGUCGAAUUAACAAGAAGAAGAAGGAGCAGCAAAAGGCAUCAAAGAAGAAGAAGGCCACCAGAGCCGAAGUGGUUGCUGAAUCGAAAGCCCAGAUCUUUGAACACCUGAAAUCUGGCGUAUUCAGCCGUGAGAAGGUCAAGAAUAUCCUCGACAAAAUCAUGGCGAAGGCUAGACCGAAGCCGGGUGCCGGUGCUCACGAAGCCGAGUCCAUCGGCCAGUACGGUCUGCCCAUAAAGGAGGAGGCUGCCUUUCGCAGUUGGGCCAAGCUUCAAUAUCUCCAGCAUCUCAGACUCAUAGAGGCAGGCGAAAGCAGUAAGCUUUUUGGCAUGUUUGAGCUCCCAGCCGACAUUUCCGAGGAGGACUUCAACAUGGCCCUCGUAAACAAUAUCGGUGUUGUUGAAAAUCGCGACAAGGGUGGCUUUGAGAUUGGCUGGAAACUUGAUGUACAACAGGGUACUGAAAGUCAAGAGGCAUUGCCUGAAGACGCACUUCAAGAUGCUCUUGACAAUCAGCUUGGACAAAGUAGCGCCGAACGCUCAUCCGUCAAGGAGCAGGAAGCACCUGGAGAAGCAGUGAAGCCUCAACCUCAGGAUGUUCAAUAUCCAGAACCGGUACUUUCAAGUCAGACCACGCCGGAGCAAGAUCCCACUCCGGUUCUUCAGUCCAAGCAACCCGACAACGUUGCCUCAGAAGAUGUCUCACAGCCUGCUGCAGAGUCAUCCACCGGUCCCGAAGCUGCUCCCGAAGCUGCUCCUAGUCAUGCGACCGAUGCCACUCCCACUGUCGCCCCCACAGAUCCCCCCUUCCCUACCCAAGAAACAUCCAAUCAUGCCGACACCUCCGCCCUCAAUCCGCCUCCCCUCGAUAAAUCCAAAGAAGCUUCCAAAGCCAAGAAAGAGCGCCGCAAGCUCCGCAAGCGUCUCGAACGCCAGCAAGAAGAGGCCCGCGUCCGCGAAGAAGCCGCCGCGCGCGAAGAACGCCGUCGCCAAGCCGAAGCCCAGCAUCAAGCCAAGAUCGACCGCAAAGUAGCCGAAGCCCAAAGGAAGCUCGACGAAGAGAAAGCUCGACGGUUGGAGCAACAGCAGAAGGAUGAGGCUGCUCGGUUGCAACGGGUCAAGGAAGAGGAGGCCCGUCUUCAAAGGGUCAAAGAGGAAGAGGCGAAGAAGCGAGAGGAGGAAGAAGCGAGGAAGAGGGGAGAGGAGAAGAAGAGGCAGGAGGAUGAGAGGAGGAAAACGGAGGAGCGAAUUACCGAGGAACUGAGAAGGCAGAUUGAGGAGGAGGCCAGGCUGCAAGCGGAGAAGGAGUGGCAUGCCAAGGAGGAGCAGAGGAAGCUCAAGGAGGCAGCCCAACAGGAAGAGGCAAGACGGAUAGCCUUGAAGGUUAAGCAGAAGGCAGAACUUGAAGCCAAGCAAAAGACUGAGCUGGAAGUUAAACGGUUGGUUGAGGUGGAAGCCAAGCGCAAAGCUGAAGAGGACCGGAAAGCUGAACAGAAGCGGAAGGUUGCCGAAGCUAAGCGUGAGGCAGAAGUAAAGCGUGAGGCGGAAGCAAAGCGUGAGGCGGAAGCAAAGCGCAAGGCUGAAGAGGCGAAGAAGAAGGCGGAGGAAGCUCGGCUCAAAGCGGAAGAGGAAGCCAGACUCAAGAAAGAGGAGGAAGCCAAUCGCAAAGCUGAGGAGAAGAAACGUCAAGCUGAAGCCAAGCGACUGGCUGAGGAGAAGCGAAAAGCCGAGGCCGCUCGCCUGACUGAGGCAAAACGUCUUGCUGAUGACAAGAAACAGGCUGAAGCCAAACGGACGGUCGAAGAACAGCAACGGCAAGCCGAGCUCAAGCGACAGACUGAACUAGAACGCCUUGCCGAGAUGAAACGAAAAGCCGACGACGAAAAACGGAAGGCUGAUGAGGCCGCUCUUCAAGCCGCGGCCGCUUUUCAGGCCGAAGUUGAACGCCAAGCCGAACUUGAACAUCAAGCUAAGCUCAAACAUCAGGCCGAAGAGAAAGCGGCCGCCGAAGCCAAGCUCAAGGCCGAAGAGAAAGCGGCCGCCGAAGCCAAGCUCAAGGCCGAAGCGGAAGCCAGACUCAGAGCCGAACAGGAGGUCAGGCAGCGCAAAGCCGCAGAAGCUAAGAAACGCGCGGCCGAGGAAAAGAAGAAGGCUAUUGAGGAGGUUGAGCGUCGUCGCCAGGCUGACCUCGAAGCUGCUCGUCUGGCCAAGGAGGAGCAGGAACGUCGUGCUAGGGAGCAUGCUGAGAACUUGAAGAGAGAAGCUCAGGUGGCCCGCAAGGCAGAAGAGGAGGCUAUUCGGCGGGCGAUGGAGGAGGCCAGGAUUCGACGUGAGGCGGAGGCUAGGGUCAGCCGGGAGAAGGAGGAGGCUGAACGGUUGAAGAGAGAAGCUGAGCAGCAGAAGAAGGAAAGUGAGCAGCAGAGAAUGGCGGCUGAACAGCUGAAGAAAGAGGCACAAGAGGCCAUCGAGAGGGCUGAGCGGGAAGAGGCAAGGAAGAAAGCUGCUGAAGAAGUCAAGCGCCGGAAGAAGGCUCAACGUAAGGCGGAAGCAGAGACCAAGCGAGAGGCCGAAGCUGCAGCUUCUCGAGUCAAAGCCGAAGGGGAGGAAAGGCUUCGAGCAAUAUUGGGUAUCCAGCAGGUCGACAACACCCUGACCUUUUGCGAGCAAAAAGCCACUCCCUUCCACGAGCAACAAAUCCUCAUGCAAGAAGCCUGGCACCAGAUUGACGAAUCCCUCCUUCUGUCUCAACAGGCUCAUGACACGCUUCUCCGCGCUCAGUACCACAACUCCGAAGCUUUCCGCCAACUAGGAGAGGCGGACCUUCUCAUCUCGCUCUCGCAAGGCGUUUCAGAAGACUUGGAACCCACUCAAGAUGCUCCAUGUCUGAUCUCCGCCCGCCACCACUUUGAUGAAGCCCUCCUUCAAGCCCAGGAAGGAUACCGUCUUCUUCAAGAAGCAUGGAACUACCACGACUCGUCAACGCGCACCGCUGAGGAAGGCCAUCGUUUGCUGGUAGAAGUCGGUCUUGAGGGCGAGCAUCUUCGGACAAGUCAGGAAUAUUCUUUCGUUGAGGCCUGCCAUCAUAAUGAAGAGGCAUUCCAAAAGGCAGAAGAGGCUCGUCGUGUUCUCGAGGAGGCUUUCACGAGGAUGGGGAUCCCUCACCAUUUCGUUAAAGACACUCACAAUUCCAAUGCCGAUGCCGAGGAGCACAACGCCGGCGUUGAACAGGACGGUAGCGUCCACGUCAUCACACCUCCCACUUCUCACCAGCAGCUGUCGGACCCGGAAGCAGACGCCGAAACCGAGACCGUCUCCCCCAGUUUUGACUCGAUGUCCACCACCACCACGAACGAGCAGGACGGCCGUCCCUACGAAGAGCGCCUAGCGGCCGUCAUUAACGACCACCUCGUCACCUACGGCGUUUGGAACCCGGAGUCGUUUUAUGUUCGGUAUGACUCGCGCUGUGCAACCGGUCCGAGGGCGCAUGAGGUGCCAGUGGGGAGGAAGAGCAAAGACUAUCGCGAUGCUUUAGGAAGCGAUGUAAUCGGUGUGAAGGAGGUAUGGUGGUGA